This is a messenger RNA of Drosophila rhopaloa, 1668 nucleotides long. RefSeq names its product membrane-bound alkaline phosphatase (gene Alp7). The record is from RefSeq and is a predicted model, not a curated record. The coding region runs from base 1 to 1635 and encodes 544 amino acids. Lineage: Eukaryota; Metazoa; Arthropoda; Insecta; Diptera; Drosophilidae. Gene Ontology annotation, molecular function: alkaline phosphatase activity. Gene Ontology annotation, biological process: dephosphorylation. The transcript has 4 exons.
AUGAAGAGCUACGUGGGCAUGAUCCUGGUGCUGAGUGCCCUGGUGGCCACCUCCUUGGGUGCUUCUAUAGACAUGCCCGAGAUCCACAAUCAGAAUCAGCUGGUGGGAGGAUCUGUAAGCGCGGUAAAGGCCCGCGACGGAAAUAUCAUCGAUCCCAAUGCGAUGGCCAAGGGAAAGUCGGGACCCGAGGAGGAGAAGACCGCCCAGUUCUGGUAUGACCUGGCCCACGAGGAGAUCGCCAAGCGGCUGGAGCUGCCGCAGCUGGACAAAAGGAGGGCCAAGAACGUGAUCCUGUUCCUGGGCGACGGCAUGUCCCUGUCCACGGUGGCGGCCGCCCGCAUCCACAAGGGCCAGUUAAAGGGCAAUCCCGGCGAGGAGGAUUCCCUGAGCUUCGAAAAGUUCCCCUACACCGGCUUGAGCAGGACCUACUGCUCCAAUGCCCAGGUGCCCGACUCCGCCUGCACCGCCACCGCCUACUUGUGCGGUGUGAAGACCAACAUCGUGGCCCUGGGAAUCACGGCGGCCGUGAACUUCAACAACUGCAGCGGCAGCGAGGAUCCGGCCAACCGGCUGGAGUCCAUCGCCUCCUGGUCGCAGGCUGCCGGCAAGGCCACUGGAUUCGUGACCACCACCACGCUGACCCACGCCAGUCCGUCGGGAUCCUAUGCGAAGACCACCAACCGGUUCUUCGAGAGCGACACGGACAUCGUGACCUACGGCGAGGGGGAGAACGAUCCGGCCACCUGCACGGACAUCGCCACCCAGCUGAUCACCCAGUCGCCCGGCAAGAACUUCGAUGUGAUGCUGGGCGGCGGCAUUGGCAAGUUCCUGCCCAACACCAUCACGGAUCCGUUCAACAAGAAGGGGGAGCGCUCCGACGGAGUGAACCUGCUGUCCCGCUGGCAGGGACUGCAUCCCGGCGGAGUGUUGGCCUACAACCGCGACCAGCUGCUGAGCGUGAAUGCCUCGAGGAUCACGAACCUGAUCGGUACCUUCCGGUCGGGUGUGAUGAACUACCACAAGAAGGCCGACGCCAAGGAGGAGCCCACCCUGGCGGAGAUGACGCGCAAGGCCAUCGAGGUGGUCAGCAAGAACGAGGAGGGCUACUUCCUGUUCGUUGAAGGCGGGCUGAUCGACUACGGCAACCACUACAACUCCCCGACGUACUCGCUGGACGAGACGCUGCAGUUCGAGCAGGCGGUGCAGGAGGCCCUGGGCAUUACGGAUCCCGAGGAGACCCUGAUUGUGGUCACCUCCGACCACGCCCACCCGCUGACCAUCGCUGGCUAUCCCGGCAGGGGCACCCCCAUCCUGGGCCUCAACCAGAACGACGCCGAUGUGAACGGCAUCAAGUACGCCACACUGAACUACGCCGUGGGCACGGAGCAGUACCUGGACGAACACGGCCAGCGCAUCGAUCUCUCCGAUAAAAUUGGAGCGGAAGACUUUACGCAUCCCAGCUACAUCCAUGGCAACAUAGGCGUCCACGCUGGCGAGGAUGUGGGCAUCUUUGCCACUGGCCCCCAAAGUCACCUCUUCAGUGGAAUGAUGCAGCAGAGCACCAUUCCCCACAUUUUGGCCUAUGCCUUGUGCGUUGGCGAUGGACCCACUAUAUGUGACAACGAUGAAGACUAGAAUUGCAAAGAUUUAUUUCAAUUAAAUAUAGAG